AUGGCACGGGGCCGUCAUGGUCGCCCUGCUUCAGUUCGUUCUCAUGCUUCGAGAGUCAACCCGGACAUUGAAGUCCCUGCUGUCCGGCCGUCCAGGUCAAGAGAACUUCGAAGUUCAGGCCGUCGUAGUUCUCGCUCACAUGUUGCAGCUUCAAGCGGUUCUGGUCGUAGUGCUUCGCCUUCGCGAAGGAGUGUCCGCGAGCGUUCGCACCGUAGAAGUCGCUCGGCUUCUCGCAGCCCUGAGCCCCCAACGUGGGCGAAGGACAUCUUAAAGGCCUUGGAGACGAAAACGCAAGAGGUCAAGGUUGUCAGAGAACAGCUCGACUCAUUAAAACGCAAGUCUGUGGAGGAGGAGCCCGAGUUCAGAUAUAAGAGUAACAAGAAACAGUUCAAGUUCAACUCUGACGUCAAGGACAAGUUCAACCAGAUUCUAGAGAAGGCUGGGGCGGAUGACGCCAUCACUAAGAUUGCCAACGAAGGUAUGUCACUCCUUGAUAACAGAAAUAAGCUUAUUUCUAUUGCUGACCGGGAUGGCUGGGACGUGGUAGAAUAUUUUGAGGUUGACCCCCUCACUAAAAAUGACGAAGAGGAAAAGAAACUUCGUGUCGCGCGCAAGGAAGCAGAGAGGUCUCGGGAGAAACGAAAUCGAAAAAAUAGUCUGAGAAGCAAAAUGGGAACUCGUUUUAAGUCUCAGUCUACGUCUUCCAAAAGCAGCCCCGGUGCUAACUUUGGCCCAUCACAUAGAAUCGCGGAUUUCCGCCCAGGUGUCGGUCAGCUUUUGGUUAAUCCUCUACCAGAGAAAAAAGCUUCUGUUUAUCGCUGCUUUGGUUGUGGCAAAGCGGGCCAUUUUAUCAAGGAUUGUAAAGUGUCCUCUUCCGCUAAGUGA
Molecule: messenger RNA, 885 nt
Organism: Pocillopora verrucosa
Lineage: Eukaryota; Metazoa; Cnidaria; Anthozoa; Scleractinia; Pocilloporidae
Source: RefSeq, a predicted model, not a curated record